AAGGGCCUCCCUGUGAAAACAGAAAGCAGUGUAUUUCUCAGUUACAUCACUUUGCAAUCUAAUGCUGUGUUGUGCUCAGUGUUUUUGUGGUGAUGCAAGUCUUUUUUUUUUUCUUUUUUUUUUUUUUUCCCUUCAGCCGGUUGGAUUUUCCCCAUCUUACAGCACCUCGCAGGUCUCUUCUCUGAGCAGUACGUUGCCUGAGUGAGUGGAAACAUACAGAUCAGCUGCAGGUUUCUAUCUACAAAAACAGAGUGAAAGAGAAAGAAAAGGGUUGGGAAAGCAGAGACAAAUAUUGACCUGGACUUAUAGAAAGACAUCCAAUGGCUGAAUAAAGAACCCUGUUCAUGUUUUGGGAUAUUCUUUCAACUGGCUGGAACGAGAGCGGAUCAAAAGAAUGGGAAAUGCCAGCAGACCCUUUAGAAGAAUUGCUUAUUUCUUAUGCCUUUUAUCUGUGCUUUUGCUGACUGAAGGGAAGAAACCAGUGAAGCCAAAAUGUCCUGCCUGGUGUACUUGUACCAAAGAUAAUGCUUUAUGUGAAAAUGCCAGAUCUAUUCCUCGCAGCGUUCCGCCUGAUGUUAUCUCACUAUCCUUUGUGAGAUCUGCUUUUACUAAAAUCCCAGAAGGGAGUUUUUUGCUCACACCAUCUCUGCAGCUUCUGUUGUUUACGUCCAACACUUUUGAUGUUAUUAGUGAUGAUGCUUUCAUGGGCCUUCCUCAUCUGGAAUAUUUGUUCAUAGAGAACAACAGCAUUAAGUCAAUUUCAAGAAAUACUUUCAGAGGACUGAAAUCUUUAAUUCACCUGAGUCUUGCAAAUAAUAAUCUCCAGUCACUUCCAAAAGACAUAUUCAAAGGCUUGGAUUCUUUAACAAAUGUAGAUCUUAGAGGCAAUGCAUUUAAUUGUGACUGCAAACUGAAGUGGUUAGUGGAGUGGUUGGGCAGCACCAAUGCAACUGUUGAAGACAUUUACUGUGAAAGCCCACCAGAAUAUAAGAAGCGCAAAAUCAAUAGCCUCUCUCCGGAAGAGUUUGAUUGCAUUAUUACAGAAUUUGAAGUUUAUCAGUCCCUGCCAUACCAAUCUCUGUCAGUAGAUACUUUCUCAUAUAUGAAUGAUGAACACGUGGUUAUUGCUCAGCCUUUUACCGGAAAAUGCAUCUUUCUUGAAUGGGACCAUGUGGAAGUGAUGUUCAGGAAUUACGACAACAUUACAGGUACUUCAACUGUUGUGUGUAAACCUAUAGUUAUUGAGAGCCAGCUGUAUGUCAUUGUCGCACAGCUGUUUGGAGGCUCCCACAUAUAUAAAAGAGAUAUUUUUGCUAAUAAGUUUAUAAAAAUUCAAGAUAUUGAAAUCCUUAAAAUCCGAAAACCCAAUGACAUUGAAACUUUCAGGAUUGCUGAAGACUGGUAUUUUGUUGUUGCAGACAGUUCAAAGGCUGGUUUCACCACGGUUUACAAGUGGAAUGGGAAUGGAUUUUAUUCCCAUCAGUCUCUGCACGCCUGGUACAGAGAUACUGAUGUGGAGUAUCUUGAAAUAUCUGGCAAACCACAUUUAAUUCUGUCAAGUAGUUCCCAAAGACCUGUAAUAUAUCAAUGGAACAAAGGAACAAAUGAAUUUGUUAAGCGGUUUGAUAUUCAAGAUAUGGAAGACGCAUAUGCAGUGAAGCAUUUCAAAGUGAAAGAGGAUGUAUACAUUUGCUUAACAAGAUUUAUUGGGGACUCUAAAGUAAUGAAAUGGGGUGGUUCAGCAUUUCUGGAUUUACAAAGGAUGCCAUCCCGAGGGUCAAUGGUAUUCCAACCACUUCAGAUAAAUAAUUAUCAAUAUGCCAUUCUUGGAAGUGAUUAUUCUUUCACUCAAGUCUAUUAUUGGGAUGCGGAAAAGGCAAAAUUUGUGAAGUUUCAAGAAUUAAACGUACAGGCACCAAGAUCUUUCAUACAUGUCUCCAUCGAUAAACGAGAUUUUCUCUUUGCUUCAAGUUUUAAGGGAACUACAUUGAUUUAUAAACAUGUCAUAGUUGACUUAAGCGCAUGACACAUAAUUCUGAGAUUACAUCAGACUUUCUACUGUAAGUGGACAAAAUGAACUAAAUGCAUGAUGACUCUCUUAUCUUACUUCCAAAUGAAUGCCUUUAAAAGUUGAGAUUGCUAGAACAAAGUAUUACUAGUAUUUUCAUCUUUAAUUGUCAAGUCUAGUGGUGUUGGAAGUUGCAUUUUUUAACAAAAAGAAAUUAACUGUUCUUUGCAUCCACAAUAUGUAAAUACAUGUGCAACUGCAUCUGUUGCUAUAAAGAAUAUUAAGAUGUACUUUUCCAUUUAUUUAUUCACCUGUUUGAAACAACUGCCAAAUAAAAUGUUUACAUUUUGUGUCUUUCA
Corvus hawaiiensis (hawaiian crow) is the source of this 2367-nucleotide messenger RNA. RefSeq names its product leucine rich glioma inactivated 1 (gene LGI1). Gene Ontology annotation, molecular function: protein binding. Bases 395 to 2026 code for a protein of 543 amino acids. The record is from RefSeq and is a predicted model, not a curated record. NCBI's taxonomy places the organism in Eukaryota, Metazoa, Chordata, Aves, Passeriformes, Corvidae. The transcript has 8 exons.